AUGACAGUGCAGGUAUGGUUAGAAUUGCUUUCAACACAUUGCACAAAUUUUCGAGAAGCUAAUGCUGGUGGUGAAUCCUCUAAGGAACGAUAUCGCAAUCCACAGAUUACGGCAUGGCUGGCUUCUCAAGUUGAUGAUAAGGGUACCGCGUUGGGAAAUAUUGUUUUACCAUGCAAUGGUGCCAUAGGAUUGAGCCAACCUUGCUUUCUUCUUUCGACUGCUGCGUGUGCUGGAGACUUUCCUUCUAGCUUUUUAAGCAGAGAAUUUCCAGAAGGGCUAACCAGUUUUAAUAUGAUGGAUGAUGGUUUCCCUGAUGAAACACACCCCAGUUUUUCAGAUAAUUCAUCAUAUUUGUCUUCUGCUGCGUACUUGUACAACUCAUCAUCCAUCAUCUUAUCUGACUCAUCAUCUGCUCUGCAAGCUGAUGCAGAAGUGCAGGGGCUCGCCAUCAUGGAGCCUAAGGAGGCCAACCGUCAUCUACUGAGUGAGCCAUCAUCUCUUGGUCGAAAGGGUAACGCUGGUGCUAAUGAUCCCGGGGGUACCCUUGCUUCAGAGAAGGACAACGCUGACACGGAAACUAAAAAUGGCAGCGACAAUUCUAAUGUUGUUGAUGAUGAAACAAACCAAAGCCAUGGCACCAACGGAGGUCAAUCAUCCACCAUAGCACAUCACCAUUAUCCAGGACGUCACUAUUAUCCGGAUGGCGCUUGA
This is a messenger RNA of Dovyalis caffra, 711 nucleotides long. NCBI's taxonomy places the organism in Eukaryota, Viridiplantae, Streptophyta, Magnoliopsida, Malpighiales, Salicaceae. The record is from the annotation of a GenBank genome assembly.